AUUGUUGUUGUUGCACAGUAGAUUAUUAGUUUGUUCAACAAACACGCAAGGCCACAGCAUAAAAUACGUCAUCAUGACUGUCUCUUCAGACAAAUGUGCUCAGCUCUAACCUUGAUCUGUUAGCUGUCACAGGCUGCUUUUGGAUUCCUGAGGUGGCAAUGGGCUUGUCCUUGGCAGCUAGCUUAAAAAGGUGCCUCCCUUCUGGUCUGUGCGCCAGCCUUUAGAUGACAUCCUUUCCCCUCUCACAGCAGAGUGUCUCUGCAGACUUCUCCUGCUUUUCUCUGGAACAUUCUGAGUGGCAUACAGACAGAGUGGUAGAAACCUUGGCUAUGUCUCUCAGUGGAGAUAUAUGUGUGGUAACAGGAGCAUGUGGCUUUCUUGGGGAGAAGCUGAUCAGGCUGCUGCUGGAGGACGAAAAGCUUACAGAGAUUCGACUGCUGGACAGAAAUAUCCGACCUGGCUUUAUACAGUCUCUUGAAGGUUGCAGGGGUGAGACAAAACUGAGUGAGUUUGGGGGUGACAUCAGGGACCGUGAGCUGCUGACGAGAGCCUGUAGAGGAGCAACAGUCAUCUUCCACACUGCGUCUCUCAUAGACGUCAUCGGAGCUAUAGACUACAGCGAACUGCAUGGGGUCAAUGUCAAAGGCACCCAGCUGCUCCUAGAGACAUGUAUCCAAGAGAAUGUGCCUUCAUUCAUAUACACCAGCAGCAUUGAGGUUGCUGGUCCAAAUCCUCGUGGAGAACCUAUCAUCAAUGGUAACGAGGACACAGCGUACACUUUGUGCUUGAAGUUUCCCUACAGCCAAACUAAAAAGGAAGCUGAACAGCUUUGCCUCAGUGCCCAGGGAGAGGUGCUUAAAAACGGUGCUCGACUUGCUACAUGUGUUCUGAGGCCAAUGUACAUUUAUGGCGAAGGCUGCCGUUUUACUUUAGGCCAUAUGCGGGAUGGCAUCCGGAACAGUGAUGUGUUACUGCGGACUUCCCGUCGUGAGGCUAAAGUGAAUCCUGUGUAUGUGGGAAAUGUUGCUCUGGCACAUCUGCAGGCCGCUCGAGCUCUGAAAAAUCCGCAAAAGAGAGCUGUGGUUGGUGGAAACUUUUACUACAUCUCGGACAACACGCCACCUGUCAGCUACUCCGACUUCAACCAUGCCGUUCUGUCUCCUUUAGGCUUUGGCAUACAGGACAAACCCACCCUACCUUUCCCUGUUCUCUACCUCAUCUCCUUCCUCAUGGAAAUGCUCCAAGCAGUGCUCCGCCCCUUCCUGCGCUUUACCCCGCCCCUCAAUCGACAGCUUCUGAUCAUGCUGAACACGCCCUUCAGCUUCUCGUAUCAAAAGGCCCACAGAGAUCUGGGAUACACGCCUCGUUAUGAGUGGGCAGAAGCACGCCAGCGAACUACUGACUGGCUGGCAUCUGUCUUAGCCAGAGAAAGGGAACAAAUUAAUGUGAAGUGAAAGCCUACAGCACUGUGUUUUAUGUUCUACUGACAGAC
Molecule: messenger RNA, 1492 nt
Organism: Colossoma macropomum (tambaqui)
Lineage: Eukaryota; Metazoa; Chordata; Actinopteri; Characiformes; Serrasalmidae
Gene: hsd3b1
Product: hydroxy-delta-5-steroid dehydrogenase, 3 beta- and steroid delta-isomerase 1
Exons: 3
Coding region: 225-1454 (409 amino acids)
Biological process (GO): steroid biosynthetic process
Molecular function (GO): 3-beta-hydroxy-Delta5-steroid dehydrogenase (NAD+) activity
Source: RefSeq, a predicted model, not a curated record